CGUCUGUAAUCUGCUUUGAACCAAAAUGGCCGCCGGUGUAGUGGUGUAGAGAUAAUUAGAAAGAAAUGUUUUAGUGAAGUAUAAACUUACGUUGUUGUGAUUAACAUCAAAACCUGCGCAUUAGACGCAGCAGUUAUGGCGGAUACUAGGCGGAGGGUUAAAUUGUAUGUUUUAAACGAUGAAAGGCAGUGGGAUGAUCGUGGAACAGGUCAUGUAUCUUCUUCUUACGUGGAGAGGCUGAAUGGAAUGUCCCUGCUUGUACGGGCAGAAUCUGAUGGUUCAAUUUUGUUGGAAUCAAAGAUAGAACCUGACACCGCAUAUCAAAAACAACAGGAAACUCUUAUUGUGUGGUCCGAAAAUGAAAAUUGUGAUCUAGCUCUUAGUUUUCAAGAAAAGGCUGGUUGUGAUGAAAUUUGGCAGAAAAUAUGUGAGGUGCAAGGUAAGGAUCCAUCAGUGGACAUCACCCAAGACAUAGUGGAAGAGUCGGAAGAUGAGAGAUUUGAUGAGAUGCCCGAUGCGGCACCUCCUAUUGAACUACCAUUGUGCGAGCUCAGUAGACUGGAGGAGAUCUCGGAGCUCUUUUCGAGUGUGCUUCCGUCACCAAUAAAACGUGAGAAGCUAGCAUUAGCCAUCGAGAAUGACAACUAUGUGAAAAGACUUCUGGAGCUCUUUCAUGUCUGUGAGGAUUUGGAGAACAUGGAAGGUUUGCAUCAUUUGUACGAGAUCUUCAAAGACAUAUUUUUAUUGAACAAGAACUCGCUGCUUGAGAUGAUGUUCUCAGAAGAUUCCAUUAACGCAAUGCUUGGGGUGUUGGAAUAUGACCCCUCGCUGUCUACACCUUACAGACACCGUGAAUACUUGAGCUCCAAGUCUCGUUUUAAGGAAGUGAUUCCAAUCACGAACCGAGAACUUUUGAACAAAAUCCACCAGACGUACCGUGUUCAAUACAUACAGGAUACGAUUCUGCCAACUCCAUCCGUAUUUGAGGAGAACAUGUUAUCUGCUCUCAAUUCAUUUAUAUUUUUUAACAAGAUAGAAAUAGUGACAAUGAUACAGGAUGAUGAAAAGUUCCUACCAGAGUUGUUUUCACAAUUGAUGGAUGAAAAUACGGAUGAUGAGAAACGCCAAGACCUUGUACUCUUCCUCAAGGAAUUCUGUAUGUUUGCUCAGACUUGUCAGAACAGAGACGCUUUUUUUAAGAUGUUAUCGGCUCUUGGUCUGUUGCCGGCACUGGGAUAUAUUUUGCAAAAUAUGGAAGAGCCAGUUGUGCGGCAAGCAGCUACAGACAUCCUAGCGUAUAUUGUAGAAUUUAGUCCGACCCUGGUGCGAGAAUUUAUACUGGACCAACGAAAACAGCAGACAGAUGAUGACAUACUACUGAUGAAUGUCAUAAUUGAACAAAUGAUCUGCGACACUGAUGAAGAUUUGGGUGGUGCUAUUCAACUUAUGAACUUAAUUAGAAUCUUGUUAGACCCAGAAAACAUGAUGGGAUCAAUAACAUUAAAGACAGAAAAGACAGAGUUUUUGAGUUUCUUUUAUAAGCACUGUAUUCACGUUUUGACAGCUCCUUUAAUGGCCAACACAGCAACUCUGAAGCCUAGCAAAGAUGACUAUCAAACUGCACAUCUCCUUAGUAUUAUUAUGGACUUGCUGACGUUUUGUGUAGAACACCACACAUAUCAUGCUAAGAACCACAUUAUUAGUAAAGACCUCCUGCGUAGGAUACUCGCUCUUCUUAAAUCUCAACAUGCAUUCCUUAACCUAUGUGCUGUUCGUUGCAUGCGGCGUAUCAUCAGCCUUAAAGAUGACUUUUAUAACCGUUACAUCAUUAAAGGGAAGCUUUUUGAGCCUCUUGUUAAUGCAUUCCUGUCCAAUGGCAACAAGUAUAACCUUUUGAACUCCGCAAUCCUUGAUUUGUUUGAGUUCGUCAGAAUUGAGGACAUAAAGUUAUUAAUUGUUCAUAUGAUGGAGGAGCAUGGCAGUGCCUUUAAAAACAUAGACUAUGUGAAAACAUUUCAGGGACUUCAUAAAAAAUAUGAACAGUUAAAAGAUAGGGAAACAAACAAACCAGAUUUCGAUGGUCUUCGACAACCAAGCUCAUUUCAAAACAGCCGGUAUCGUCGAGACGCAAGGGCAUUAGAUGAAGAAGAGGAGAUGUGGUUUGAUCAAGACGAUGAGCAAGAUCCUGCUGUGAUUCCUGAGGCAGUUGCAUCUUUACCGGAGAUGUCAGUGAUCAUUGAUAGUAUUGCACCAGAAGAAAAAGAAGAAACAAUAGCAGAGCCAAAGGAAAUGGACAAAGAGAACUUUGACAACAGCAACACAAAUGGCCGACCUAACAGUCCUGUUAAAUGUAUCCCGAUAGAAGCGGAGACGACGAUUACACCUACACCAGUUCUUACAAAUAAAACAGUUCCCACCUCAACGUCUGCGGAAGUCAAGUCAAGUAGCUUAACAAGAAAGGGUGGGCUAGUUGAUUAUCCAGAUGAAGACUCAGACGAAGAUUCCGACGAAGACCUUCCUGUUUCCAAGCGACCACGCCUAGCAACUUAAAAUUUCUGUUAAGUUUUGGCAUGUGUAUAGUACAGGCAGACAUCACCAUAGUCUUUUAAAACAAGAGGUCAUUUGAGGUCAUAUAAACAACAUGAAGAAGUGUGGUCAUCCUCAUUUGAAUUUAGAGUGUUCUCUGUCUCUCAUUGGGAUCUAUUUCAUGUUGAUGAAUAAUCAUGUUUGCUUAUGAAUAUUUAUCAUGUUUAAUGAGCACUUGAUCAUGGACCCAAGUUUGCGCAUUGGGUGUGCUGAACUUACGACAAUGGCUGGAGAGCUAUAUGAAGAAUAUUAGCUGAAGUAGGCGGAGCUACAGGACCUGCAACUGCCAUUCAGGAUGCAAGGCCAUUAUUGUCCAUUGAAAUAAAAACGUAGAGGUUGGAGACAUGCAUGAUACUGCUACCAUUCCAAAUUUCCAACAGGAAUAAAUCUGUUAGAUCCUGAAUUUGAUUAAAACAAAACAGAAAUACACUUUGAUUGUGUUCAGACUUUACGGUGGCAUUAUUUUAUUAAAGACUGAAAGAAAAAAAACAAGUAGAAAAAAAUCAGUAGUUUUGAUUGAAGGAGCUACACUGCAUUGGUAGCUUGUCAUGCUACUUUAUGUGAAUUAUGGUGUGUUCAGACAGACUUAGUUCUGAUAUGCCAAUAGACAUUGAACAUAAUUGAAUGGAUUCACCUUAAUUUAAAGCUCUGUUCACACUAUGAAACUGUAUGUUAAAAAUAACUGAUAUAUGCCCAUAUUUGGGUGUAAUAUGGCAUCAUCAUCCCCAUAUAUUUUGGCACAUUUGUCACAAAAAAGUGAUAGUAUGGACAGAGCUUAUCAAGUUUUCCAUAUAUGGGUAUGGUAUGAUGUCAUGCCCAUAUAUGAAUAAAUCAUAUUAAAGAAGACUUGAUAGAGCAUUAAAUAUAUUCAUCCUUAAUUUUAUUUAAUCUAUUGAUUGAUAGCAAUUGAUACCGACCUGAUUUAAUCUUAAAAUUUUAUUUACAUCAUUUAUAGUGUUAUAAGAAUACAGAGGUUUUGCUAUGAAACGGCAUAGAAGCAAUUGUGUAUUUUCACCUUUGAAAUGACCUCGCACUUGGUGGAAAACUAGCACUGUACCAAGAUUGAACAGCCGUCAUAGCAUGGUUGUGCACAACAACAAAUUUUGCUGUACAAUUUUUCAAAUGACAACUUCCCAAAGUUUGAAUUUGGACACAUCAUUUUCAUAUGGGUGUUAUAUUUUUCCAAUUGGACAUGAUAGCCAUAAAUUUAAAUGGCUGUAUACGUAUGCGAUGCGAAUUAUUUUAAAGAUUCCAUUGUUUAAAUAGAUUAGAGUUAGCACUCUGGUAUUUUUAUAACAAAUUUAAGUUGAAUCUCGGAACAUACAUGCUGCUAACCAUUUUAUGAAACGGUGUUAUUUCCAUCAAUGAUUGCCCAGAACAUUAACAAGCUUGCCACUGUGUUUUAGCUAACAUCCUUAGCUUUGAUUUUUUGUUCCGUAUUACCAAAUAAUUGUUUAGGUUUAUCAUUGAUGAAUAUAAUGUACUGUAUAUUGAAGGCAAAUAAUGAAAUUUUCAAUGCUUCUUGUGAAUGUUUAUGUUAUGUAAGAUUUUUUUUUUAUCAAUAUGUUGCUGUUUCUGUGAGAGUUUGUUAUACGGCCAGUAGAAAUUGAUCAAUUAUUAUUAUUAAAUGAUAUUGUUAAUCAAUUAUUAUAAUUUCAGUUAUUCUUAAGCAGUAUCAUUUUUAAGUUCUGUUCAUCGGUCUGGGAUUAUUGAUCAGUCAGUUAUUGAAUAAUAUUGAUCAGUUUGUAUUUCUUAAUGAUAGUGAAUCAGUUGCUAUUAAUCAAUAAUCAGUUAUUUAUUAAUAGAUCAAUUCUUGCUAAAAACGGAUAAUUUCCUUCUCUCGGACUUAGUGUGGUACUGGAAUAAAUUUGACUUAUUUUGUGUCUGAAAGUGUGAAAACCUUUUAAGCAUUAUGUAAGCCUUAAGAGAAUCAAACUUGUCAAAAUUGUUACACAUUUGAAGAACAUAAUACAGUAAUCUAGUUAUUUGUAUGCUUUCAUUAUAUUUAUUGUAAUCUGUUGACAUUGUAUAUGUUGUGAUCCAAUGAACUAGAGGCUUUUGUGUUUAUGAAAUAAUGCUUAGAUUUUUUUUAAUUCUGUUUUGAACCAGCAUCAAACUGGGUCAUGAUCUAAUUAGGUUUACUGGGAACCUUGCGACCUGACUUGACCUCCUUCAGCCCUGUUGCGGACAGAGGUUAUGACCUUAGGUUGAUCGUGAACCUUGUUAUGUCUGAUUUAAAGCCUGUGGAAAUUUGUAUAUUAUUUAUGUCGUAGGUGUCCAUCACAGUUUUCCCAUAAUGGUGCAAACGUAAUCAUUUCUCAUUAUAUUUUAUUGUGACAAACACAAUGCUGCCAUAAUUAUUCUGUGUUGAAGUCAAUUGGGUCAAAUUAAUGUAUAGAUUGUAAUUGCAGUUAGUGUAGCAUUUUCUUACCAUUUAUAGCCUGACUUGAAAAAGAUAUACCAUUGCAACAUCAUCUAAACAAUCAUAACUUACAUACAUACAUCCUAUAAUACAUACAUUCAAACAUACAUGUACAACAAAAAUAGGUAGGUCUAAUAAUUGUAUAAAAGGCUUGUACAAAAUAACCCAGGUGUAGAUAUGAACCUUUUAAAGUCUUCUACCUCCCAUAUGUAAACAUGUGUUAACAACAUGUGAACAUGUUCCAACAAAAAGAGUAUUUUCAUUUGUGUACACCACCUAACAUGAUGACAGCAACUUGAAAUACCCAAUAUAUUACAUUCUCUACUUUUAAUCAAAAUCUUUCAGACUACAUUUGUUUAGAUUGAAAAUGUCACAUUUGCCUACUUAUUUGAAAAUUCUAGUAAUUCAUUCUUCAUGUUGCAUUUUGUUCAAAUAUUUAUUUCAUAUAUUCUGAAACAUCUUACAAUUCGUAGCAUUAAUUUGAAUACAUUGCCACAAGAGAUAAUAUGCUUAUUGGACCAAAGUCUGGCUGCUUUUAGUAGAUAAUGUAGAGUACAGUAAGUGUUGCUACUUUCUGCUACCACUAUUCUGUAGUAUCCAGUCCAACACUAAAACUCUUAUUUAUUGAGCUACAAAUUAUACUGCUACCUUUACUGCUACUUUUAUCAACAAGAUACAUACUUCAGUUAACGUUUCCGUUUUGCCAUUUACGUGAAUAUAAACAACCGUUUAACAACCUUUGCCAAAUUUAUACUCACUUAGUACUAACAAAUAUUGUGCUGGUCAAAUUCAUUAUGUAUGUUUGGAAGAGAAAAAAUGGCUUGAAAUUACUGGGCAGGAAUUUUGUGAAUUUUGUUUCUUAAAAAAUAAAUAUUUUUCCUCUUUUAGUUUGUAAAUAUUUUUAUGUAAUACUCUUUGUUUAUUAAUAGUGUAUCUUUAUUCUUUUUGAAAUGGAACCCAGGUGUAUGCACUAUAAAAAAAAUUGAAAUAAACUUUGGGAUCUUCUUAAAUUGUAGCACAGUAGGAAGAAAUUGAAAUAUAAAGUGGGGAUCCUCUCGAAUUGUAUUGUUAAUUUUAAAACAUGUUGUAAAAGAUAAUGUGUAUGAAUUGUUAUUUAGCGUGUUUUUUUAGUUGAAUUAUUUCAUUAUUGAAAAUAAUAGAUGCAAUGAAAAGCGGAAAAAAUGUUUUAAUGCUGAUUAUGUAAUCCAUAGCAAUGAUGUCGGUACGUAUACAUUAAUAUACUGAUUAGGAGCUGUUAAACAUGUCAAUUUUUUGAUUAUCUCCCACAUUGAUUACAAAUGCUAGUGAUCUGUAGGUUGGUUUUAGACAGUGAAUUUUCAGUUUCAGACUGUAGGAUUCCAUUGGCUCAUUUUAUAUGUAAUUUCUUAAAAGAAUUUGUAUGUAUAUGUGUGUGUUUUUUCUGAUAUAUGAACUGGGAAAAAGAAGAGGCCGAAAGUGGUCCAAAGCCCCAUCUGAUAAUUUUGUAGCAAUUUGAAAUCCCAGUUCGAACCAUGUCAAACAGUCAUCUGAACAACCAAUUAAAUUUUUGAACGUGAAAUUUA
Molecule: messenger RNA, 6570 nt
Organism: Anneissia japonica
Lineage: Eukaryota; Metazoa; Echinodermata; Crinoidea; Comatulida; Comatulidae
Product: serine/threonine-protein phosphatase 4 regulatory subunit 3A-like
Exons: 16
Coding region: 136-2550 (804 amino acids)
Biological process (GO): DNA damage response; protein dephosphorylation
Cellular component (GO): nucleoplasm; protein phosphatase 4 complex
Molecular function (GO): protein phosphatase activator activity
Source: RefSeq, a predicted model, not a curated record